AUGGAUUCUGCUAUGAAAAAACUGUUACAUGCCCAGCAACUGAUGAGAUGGAGAAGACGGGCGAAAGAGUUAGAAAGAAUUAUUUACAACAAUAAACACAGAGAAUUAGCGCUCAGAAAAAGAAAUGCGAGAAUAUUAGAGAGAACGCAGAGAGCCCAAGUCCAACAAGAACAACAAAGGACUGUGUCGGAUGAAGAACCGCACUCAUCAGCCCAUUCACCACCCCAUAAGCCAAAGGCCAUUUCCCAAUAUUAUCAAUGUAAUCCUAACGAUUACAUACGCCUGAACAUACGCCAUCCUUCUCUGGAUUCCGACAUUUGGUACGAGUUUACGCAAUGUGAACAUUUAAACGAGGACGUCAUUUUAGACAAAAUAGAAGCCGUGCAACAAUCCAAGAAGGAUUUUAAACUGGGAGACGGGGCCAUGGAAUUCGACAUGUUUCGGGUCAAGUAUCCGGAAGGGAGUGGUGGAGACAAAACCAAACAUCUGAUGGUCAACAAGGAGAGUUUUAAGAAGGAAAAAAGAAGUAUCGUUCAGAUCGACAAUCCCUGGGAUCAGUUUUGUUUAGCUAGGGCCAUCGUAGUCACCCGGUUAUACAGUGAAAAACCUGAACAUCCAGACCCCGAAUGGGAAAAACGAUGGAAACGCAUGAGGUUAGGAGAUGUAAGAGCUAAUGACCAGAAAAACGAAGCCCUAGCCCUCAUGGAACAAGCCGGGUGUGAUAUCCAUCGGCCUUGUGGACCCGAAGAAUGGGGGAAAUUACAACAGGCGUUAACCCCUCGCUAUCGAUUGAAAAUAUUCCAGUUCAAGUCCACCUCCUAUAAACUCACCUUAGAACUCGUUUACAAAGGCUGCGGAGAGGGAACUUGUUUGAAUGUCCUGUUAAACGACCAUCAUUACGAUGCCAUCAUAUCUAUGCCUGGUGUGACGGGCAAUCAAUACUACUGUGAUCAUUGCGACGUGGGCUACAGGAAAAUCACAGACCAUCGUACCCAGUGUCCUCACCGAUGUUCCUUUUGUUUAACCGACACGCCCUGCCCUCCAGACGGGAGCCGCAUUCAAUGUAGCCAGUGCCAGGGAUUUUUUCAGAGCAGAACUUGCUACGAAAACCAUUUACAGCCUCACAGUAAGAAUACGGCCACCACAGUAUGCAGUUUAAUGGGACGAUGUGAGCACUGUCACAAAUGGAUGUCUAAAAAUUUACUCCCUCAUCAUCAUUGCGGAGGACAGAAACAGUGUAAGAUCUGUAAGAAAACCGUAGACACGGAUCAUCAGUGCUACGUUCAACUCAAGCCCGAGAAAAAGAAGAAGAAAGGCAAAGAGACCUUACAGUUCUACAUCUAUUUCGAUUUCGAAUGCACGCAGGAAACCGGCAUCCACGUCCCUAACCUGUGUGUGGCACACCGCGUAUGUCAACAUUGCGGUCACUUACCCAUAGAAGAUCCCUGUCCUCACUGUCGACACAUGGGACCCCGUCAACACGUGUUCCGAGGGCCAGAGACCUUAAGGCAGUUCAUGGACUGGUUAUUACAACCCACUACAGGAAAUAAGAAUUCCGCCUUAUUACACGACGAGGCCAUCAUCAUCGCCCACAAUUUCAAAGGAUACGACGGACAGUUCAUUUUAAAUUACCUGGUUCAUUCCGCCUGCCUGAAACCUACCGUCAUCAUGAACGGCAGUAAAAUCUUAUCCAUGCAAAUCUGCGGACUGAAAUUCAUCGACUCUUAUAAUUUUUUACCUUUUGCCCUGUCCAAGAUGCCCUCUGCUUUCGGAUUCACCGAACUGAAGAAAGGAUAUUUUCCACACUUUUUUAAUACGGAACACAACCAGAAUUACGUGGGGCCUUAUCCACCGGCAGCUUACUACAAUCCGGACGACAUGUCUAUAAGUGGACGACAGGCUUUUUACCGAUGGUACGAACAACAAGCCGGAAAAGUGUUUGACUUCAAGAAGGAAUUUUUAGAGUACUGUGUCUCGGACGUCGAUAUUUUACGACGAUGCUGUGCUCAGUUUAGAGCCACCCUCAAGAGCUUGGUCCAUGUAGACCCCUUCCAGGAAUCCAUCACUUUUGCCAGUGCGGCCAAUUUAGCUUACCGUCGAGGAUUCAUGCCCAAAGAGACCAUUGCCAUCAUUCCCAACCUGGGGUAUCAGCCUGCGCGUCGAUAUUCCGCCAAAGCCUGUCGGUGGUUAAGCUGGAUGAGUCACCAGAGCGGACACAACAUACGGCAUGCUAGAAACGGGGGAGAAGUCAAGAUCGGAAGUUAUACCGUCGACGGAUACCAGGAAGCCACUCGCACCGUCUACGAAUUUUACGGAUGCUAUUGGCACGGAUGCCCCACCUGCUAUCCGAAUUUACAGACCGAAAGUCAUCCUCACCGGACCCAAUUUACCUAUGAACAAUUACACGAGGAAACUUUAAGACGGAGUUCUGUUUUAGAGGAAAUGGGGUACUCCCUCCGUAGCAUCUGGGAGCACGAAUUCGAUCAACAGGUACAAAGAGAGGUAACUCUACAGAAUUAUGUACGAGACCUGGACAUUCCAGAUCCUUUGAACCCCCGAGACGCCCUGUACGGAGGUCGGACUAAUGCCACUAAAUUAUAUUGUGAGGAGGGGGACAUGAGAUACGUGGACGUCUGUUCCUUAUACCCUUACGUAUUAAAACACAGACCUUUCCCCCUAGGCCAUCCUCAGAUCAUAACAGACCAAUUCCAGGACGUGAGAACUUAUUUCGGCCUCAUUCACUGUCGGGUCCUACCACCCCAAGGCCUCUAUCACCCCGUUUUACCUUAUCGCACGGGAGGCAAGUUAUUGUUUCCCUUAUGUCGAACGUGUGCGGAACGACAGGACUCUACCUCUAAACAUCGAUGUCAACACGCAGACCAGGAACGCAGUCUUACGGGUACCUGGGUGACUACAGAAUUACAUAAAGCCCUGGACAUGGGAUAUACCUUAGAGCGGAUUUACGAAGUUUGGCAUUUUUCAGAAAGCAGUCGAGAUUUAUUCAGAUCUUACAUCGAUACCUUCUUAAAGAUCAAACAGGAAGCUUCUGGAUUCCCACCUGAUUGUCAGACGGAGGAACAGAAACUAGAUUACAUUCGUAAAGUCUUAGACAGAGAAGGGAUCAGGAUGGACCUGUUAACUGAGUAUCAAGAGAAACAGGAAUUCGUGGAAGAGUGUCCCUUCGGAAACGUAGUACUGGCCUGUUUCACUACCGCCCAUGCCCGAUUACACCUCUACGAGACUUUACAACCUUUGGGAGAUCGGGUCCUUUAUUUCGACACGGACAGUAUCAUAUACCAACAUGAGGAGGGACAAUUUAAUCCUACCCUUGGCAACAGUUUAGGAGAAUGGACAGACGAAUUAGACGGGGACCACAUUAUCAAAUUCAUGUCAGGAGGCCCCAAAAAUUAUGCUUACCUCACCGCCAAGGGAAAAUCCAUGUGUAAAGUCAAAGGAUUGACUCUCAAUUAUCGGGCCUCUCAGAUCGUGUCACCAGAGACUUUAGAAAAAAUGCUCCAGAAAGAAAUUGACGAAAUCCAAGUCUCGUAUCCCUACAAAAUACAGAGGACUCGUCAACAUGAAGUCAAGACAAUACCUUUAGAAAAACAAUAUAGAAUUGUCUAUGAUAAGAGACAAUUGAUGGAAGAUUAUAACACUUUACCUUAUGGUUAUUAA
Molecule: messenger RNA, 3675 nt
Organism: Saccostrea echinata
Lineage: Eukaryota; Metazoa; Mollusca; Bivalvia; Ostreida; Ostreidae
Exons: 3
Coding region: 1-3675 (1224 amino acids)
Biological process (GO): DNA replication
Molecular function (GO): DNA-directed DNA polymerase activity; DNA binding; nucleotide binding
Source: RefSeq, a predicted model, not a curated record